AUGACUCCGAGACGAAGUCUUAAGCUAUGGUGCAUAGCACUAAUCGUAUGCAUUGUGAUGGUCAGCAUGAUACCGAAUGUGGAAGCCAAAACUAAACGACGUCACAAAAAUAAAACUUCCAGUGGACACAAAACCAGUAGCGGAAGCAGUAUCGGAAGUGGAAGUGGUACUACUCACAAGAAACCCCAUACCAGCGGAAGCAGUACCGGAAGUGGAAGUGGUACUACUCACAAGAAACCCCAUACCACGCAGACUGGACACAAAAAACCCUCUUCAGGUGGCAAUAAUGAUAAUCCGCCAGAAAAUAAACCUUCCAAACCAAAUCACCCCCACCAUCAGCCACCAAGCGGAGAAAAUCCACCUCCAGGAACAAAUCAUCCGGGACAAAGUAUACCCGGUAAUAAACGUCCUGCACACAAACAUCCUAGCCAAUCAGGAAAUGGUAAUGAGAAUGGCGAACAAAAUCGCCCAAGCGGUCAUCAUCAUAUAAAUAAGCCACAUCCGGGCAAUGGCGUAAAUAAUCAUCCGAAUAAAUCUCCCACCAAUCAUGGUCAUGCCAAACCAAAUCAUCCUAGCCAAAGUUCUCCCACCCAUGCACCACCAAUUAAAAAUCACCCCAUACAUAGUCAUCAUAAGAAGCAGGAGUCGGAAGGAAUGGAACCAAAUGAGGAAAUAAAACCGAUCUACAAUCACCCACAUCAUAAUAGUCCGAUGAUGGGGCAGUCGGGACAUCAUGGUGUUAAAAAUCAUCCAGCUCAUAGUUAUCCCACGCAGGAACCAGCACAUCCAACACAAAAUUAUCCCAGUCAUGGGGCUCGGAUGGCAGCUAUCCCACCGCUGGGGUAA
Molecule: messenger RNA, 846 nt
Organism: Musca vetustissima
Lineage: Eukaryota; Metazoa; Arthropoda; Insecta; Diptera; Muscidae
Product: variant surface antigen E-like
Exons: 2
Coding region: 1-846 (281 amino acids)
Source: RefSeq, a predicted model, not a curated record